AUGGAUGAGGGUUGGAAAGUAAAAAGGCCACCUAACGGGACGAAGGCGGAGUCCAAGCUGUUUUCUGCACAAGGACACAAGUGGAAGUUAGUUCUAUCGAACAGGGGCGGGAGGAUAUAUUUGGCAUUGGAAUACCAAGGGGGAUCGUACCACGACGUCCUGACAACAUUUUGUUUUGAUAUUAAUGGGAAGAGGCACGAGUAUCAGUAUCAGUUUUCGAUGUUCAAUACCGAUAUUGGAAUUUAUGUUGAAGACAAGGACAGCUAUGUGGUCAAGGUUGAUAUAAGCGUGAGGAGUGGAUACUACAACUCAAGAAAGGAAACGGGGCAUGUAGGGCUUCGGAAUCUUGGAGCAACUUGCUAUGUAAACUCCCUAAUGCAGGCCUUGUUCAACAUAGCAAAGUUCAGGAACGACGUCUUUGGGCUAGAGCCUAGCGGAAGGGUGCUGCUCCUCCAGAAGCUAUUCAAGGAAAUGCAGGUGGAAGAGCAUCCCGUGGACACAACAGACUUUGUUGUGAACAACAUAUGGGUGGAUGAUGUUCAUGUCCACCAGGACAUUCACGAGUUCUCGAAGGUUUUUUUUGAUUCUCUGGAGAAGGACAGCAAGAGAAAGGACUUUAUAGAGGAUCUAAUCCAGGGAGAGUUGACGACCUACAUAGAUGGAAAGUGCGGAUGUGUCCGGAAAAUAAAGGAGAAGUUCCAGGAUAUCCAGGUGGAGAUCAGGGACUUCCUCAACAACAAACUGUCAUCAAAUCUCCACGAGUCUUUGAAGAGGUAUGUGGAGGCGGAGGUGCUUGAUGGAAAUAACAAAUACAACUGUGAAAAGCAUGGGUUUGUGGAUGCAAAGAAGGGGGUGCUGUUCAGGUCUCUUCCCCCGGUGAUGUUUGUUCUUCUGAAGAGGUUCAAUGUUGACUUUGAGACAGGAAAUGGCUAUAAAGUGAACGACUACUUUGAGUUUCCCUCCUCAAUUGACAUGUCACCGUUUAUGGAGAAGGACGAUGGCGAGGAGAAGCAGUCUGACGAGACAUAUGAUCUCUAUUCUGUGAUUGUGCACAGAGGAGACCAUGACGAAGGACACUUUUAUGCUUACUUGAAGAUUGGUGGAAGAUGGCUCAAGUUCAACGACACGGUUGUGACAGAGGCUGGGGAGAUGGAGGCCAUGGAGCAUAAUUUUGGAGGAAAACAUCCUUACAAGGACAAGAUAAGGGAUUACUCGGGAUACUAUCUGAUUUAUCUCAGAAGAAGUAUGUCUGACAGCCUGUUGAAUAUGAAGGUUACUAUUCCUGGAAGAAUAGAGGAGAUACUAAAAAAGAAGCAAAGCAAGGUCCCGAUCAAGUGUAUAAAAAUAGAUAACAUCAGGAACUAUAGGGGGGUUGGAUUCUACAAUGUCAGCUCAUACGACUAUCCCCUGAGUGGAUAUACUGAGUUUAUUAUAAAAGAGGGAGAUAGCAUUAAGCUUCUGAAAAAUAACAUCGAAAAGCACCUUAACACUCGGAGAUUCUUGUAUCUGUUUGAAUGCACCAGGAUGGAAGACACCAAGAAGAUGGAUACAGCAGAAAGGCCAAGCAAGAGGAUUAAAGAGGAUGCCCAUGGGUCGAUGGAGCCUGAGACUGGGAAGGGAGAAGAUAUUUCCAGGGCCAUCGAGUAUGUAAGACUCAGCCAUCAGAGGAACGUGAGCCUUGUAAGCGACGGGUUUGUCAACACUGAUGCUGACUACUUCAUUUAUGCAUGCUAUCCAGAGGUUGACUUUAAGAGAAACAGGCUUAUCUUUCUGAAGGUUUUUAGUAAUAUGCCCUGGUGCGAAGACACACUACCCACCUCUUUAAGGCUUUGUGCAUGUAUACAUAUGGAAGGAACGAUCAAGGACAAUAUGAGCGUUAUCAUUGAGAAAACAGGGCUUGAAGAUGUUGUGGUGUUCAGGGAGUUUGAUUUCUCGUCUGCAUUGGACCCGUCUACUGAUGUUUCUAGCCUUCCACAAGGAGACGUCUUGAUUAGCGUUCGAAGGGAGGAUGUCCUGGAGUUCCUUGACUUUAUAAGCGAUUUCUAUAGAAGACUGUGUGUGAAUGUUUCCUGCGGCCCUCACAACUUCACUGUGUUUGUGAGAAGGGGAUUGACGAGCACAGAGCUUGAGGGCAAAAUCCGGCGGUUUGUAGGGUCUAAGGAAAUCUUCCUGAAGAGAGGAGAGGCUGUUUCUGAUAGCUCAGGAUUCAGGACGGCAGUGGAAGACUUCACACAGUCGGAUGCGGAGUCGGAUGCCCGUGAAAGCCUGCAAGCAAAGAACACUGUGACUUGCACUAUCAGUCCGGAGUAUCAGGUGGUUUAUCUGGGGUUCUGCAACAAAGAGAUGGACUACAACUCUGUUCCUCAUCUUCACAUUUUUGUAACCAAGAUCGGGUGCACCUCCCUGGAGCUAAUCAAGAACGUUCUUGUGUCUCAUUUUAUAUGCCUCAAUCCUGUGCGGGGGCAUUCUCUGAAGGCCCUGAGGAUAGUAGACACUGUUAGAGAUACGCUGUAUCUUAAGGGGUUUGGGAUGUCCGAGGAAUUUACCGCCAAUGGGAUGUGUGUUAUCCAGCCCUUUGUAAAGAGGGCUAUCAAGACAGCAUACUACAGUGGAAUGUACAAGAUAAUAGGGUUUCCAUUCUUCUUGCAAACAGAUGCAGAGAGCGUUGCUGAGUUCAGAAAGAAAUACAAACUGUUUGGGAAGAUGGUUAUGUUUGACGGAAAGAGCUAUACAGACUUAGAGCUCGACUGGCCUAUGAGCAAGUUCAAUGACGAAUGCUUCCUGUUGAUUGAAAGAACGUAG
Messenger RNA from Encephalitozoon hellem ATCC 50504, 2802 nucleotides. Its product is annotated as ubiquitin carboxyl-terminal hydrolase. Bases 1 to 2802 code for a protein of 933 amino acids. The transcript has a single exon. Gene Ontology annotation, cellular component: nucleus; cytosol. NCBI's taxonomy places the organism in Eukaryota, Fungi, Microsporidia, Unikaryonidae. The record is from RefSeq and is a predicted model, not a curated record. Gene Ontology annotation, molecular function: cysteine-type deubiquitinase activity; cysteine-type endopeptidase activity. Gene Ontology annotation, biological process: regulation of protein stability; protein deubiquitination.